CGGGCCCAAGUAUACGGAAGCCCGUUUGUACAAUUUGAUAACAGCAGCUGUUUUGUAAAACGUGGGCAUUGCAAGGACAAUAGCUAUCAUACUGUACAUCUCAUCCGAUAUUUGCAUCUACGGACAGCUAAGCGAACUUUGGUUUCGUUAAAAUAGACAAACCGGCCUUUUCAAAUUUGUUAUCCAUACAGCUUUUCACCAGGUUAAAGCCAAGGUCAAAGCUUUAGUUUAAAUACCCAUGGUUCCCGUAAAUUACGCCUGUAAUUGAGAGGUAUUGAAGUAUUUGAACCAUGGCCGGAUUAAUCAAUUUUGAAGACGAGAAAGAGGUGAAACAGUUUUUGGAUAACCUCGGGGUGGAGUACAGUUAUCAGUGUCAUAAAGAGAAAGAUCCGGAAGGCUGCCAGCGCCUUGCGGAUUAUUUGGAAGGGAUAAAGAAAAACUUUGAUGCGGCAGCUCAAGUCCUGAAACACAACUGUGAGGUGAAUGGCCACGGCGAGAGUUGCUACAAACUUGGAGCGUACCAUAUCACCGGAAAGGGUGGUGUAUCAGAGUGUCUGAAGAAGGCCUACUCCUGUUUUAUGAAAUCCUGUGAAUCUGGGGGUAAGAAAUCGGUGGAUGCUUGUCAUAAUGUUGGCCUCCUUGCACAUGACGGACGGGCUAUGGAAGGGGGUCCUGAAGCUGCCUUGGCCCGGAACUACUACGAUAAGGCAUGUGCAGGGGGGUUUGCUCCUAGCUGUUUCAAUCUGAGUGCACUGUACAUCAAGGGUGCUCCUGGAGUCAACAAGGACAUGACGCUUGCUUUAAAGUAUGCGAUGGAGGCAUGCCAGCUCGGACAUGUGUGGGGCUGUGCAAAUGCAAGUCGAAUGUAUAGGCUUGGUGAGGGGACCGCUCAGGAUGACAAGAAAGCAGAAGAACUGAAGAACCGUGCUAGACAUUUGCAUACUCAGCAGAAGGAGCGCCAGUUGUCAUUUGCGGAAUGAGGAAGGGACCCAAUUGAUCCAGACCAAACAUCACAUCCUGUGAUAGAAUAAUUAGAAUGGCUCAACAUUUGAGUUGCACCAAUAAGCUUUUAUAUCUACUUCUCUGUACUUGAAUCUGAAGUUGAUUCUUACUCAAAAGCCAUUGUGUGUAUUUAUCAUUAAAAAUGAGCAAAUACUAGUGGUGUGCAUUGUGUCAAUGGUAGUGGAUAAGGCUAAAAUGUAGUAUACUAAUGAACAGCAGUUGCAUUCCUGUGAUUAACAAUGGCAUUUUCCACUUCUGCAUACCAUUCUGGAUAAGAGUGUAUGUUAAGUGAUUGUAUUGUAAUGUCAUUGGGACUAUUUAUAGCAUGUACUCUGAGCAAGGAGAAAUAGCUUAAUAAUCAAAGCCUAAAUUACAUUCAUAUGUAUUGCUGAGCAUUUUGAAAAAGCAAAUUUGGUGGAAGUAAACUAAGUGAAAAGUGCCAAAUCUCUGCUGUACAGCAAUAAACAUAAUUACAAGA
Messenger RNA from Conger conger (European conger), 1480 nucleotides. RefSeq names its product cytochrome c oxidase assembly factor 7. The record is from RefSeq and is a predicted model, not a curated record. Gene Ontology annotation, cellular component: mitochondrial intermembrane space. Gene Ontology annotation, molecular function: protein binding. The coding region runs from base 291 to 980 and encodes 229 amino acids. The transcript is spliced from 3 exons. NCBI's taxonomy places the organism in Eukaryota, Metazoa, Chordata, Actinopteri, Anguilliformes, Congridae.